AUUUACUGGAUGACUUGCUUUUGGAAUUUAGGAACAGUGAAGACAGGAAACAGAAGAAAUAAUCAAGAAAACUUCCUUGGCUUCAGUGAGUACCUGGCUCAAAGUCAGAAAUAUUUACUUCAGUUUAAACUAGAAAGUUUGUCUUUUCAACAUUAUUUAAUGCUUGGAAGCAUUCAUACUUGAUUAAAAUACAUAGUUGAAAACUUUCCCUAUUUUUUGAUGAGUUUUGUCCUUUUUUUUCCUUCAAACUUUUUCAAGGCUCAAGCAAUGACACCAUCACAAUUGUUAAUUAUUUGGUAAACUGUGACUUCCUUGAAACAGACAAGUUGUCAGUGACCCUUGUUCAUGUGUCCAUGACUAAUGUGUUGUUAUCUGGACUGUUCUGGAAAAAAAAUCUGGACACUGUUGGUCUGAGUUGGAAACAGAAUGGCUGGGGCAGAACCAUUUUUAGCAGGUAGUUUUUCCAGCAAAGAUUGUUUAUUGAGAGAGAGAAAACCAUUCUCAGGAAAGUUUACCUCAAGUUCAGUGAAUGGCAAUCAGGAAUUAUUUCCCUGUGAAGUCUGUGGAAGACGCUUCGCAGCAGAUGUUCUGGAAAGGCAUGGACCAAUAUGUAGAAAACUCUUCAACAAAAAGCGUAAACCUUUCAAUUCCUUGAAACAAAGAUUACAGGGCACUGACAUUCCCCUUGUGGGGAAAGCUCUUCAAUCCAAGCCUCGACCUGUAAGGAAAUCUGACUGGAGACAACAGCAUGAAGACUUCAUUAAUGCACUUCGAUCAGCCAAGCAGUGUACAUUAGCCAUUAAAGAAGGCCGGCCUCUCCCCCCUCCACCUCCUCCAUCCAUCAACCCAGAUUAUAUUCAGUGCCCAUAUUGUAUGAGGAGGUUUAAUGAAACUGCAGCCAGUCAACAUAUUAAUUUCUGCAAGGAUCAGUCUUCUCGCCGAGUCUUUGAUCCAGCCCAGACGGCAGCCAAGCUGGCAUCCAGAGCUCAGGGCAGGGCUCAGACAGCUCCAAAGAAAGAACCGACCGUAACCAGUGCCGUGGGAGCUCUGCUACACAACAGGGCCCUGGAGGCCUCGAGUGUGGUCCCAACCAGGCCAGGAUUAGCAGUGGACCCUGCUUCUGGAGCAAAAUUGAGACAAGGAUUUACUAAGUCUUCCAGAAAAGAUUAACUCCUACAGGCCAGACUGGCUUCUUGAAAUUCGUCAGCCUGCACGGCUGUGUACCCAGGAAUGCCACCUAAGGGGAAGGAACAGUAGACGUCUGUUGACACGCCCAUGAUUCCUCUCAAGACAUCACGUAGAACAAGGAAUUUUCAUUAGGAAUUAAGCCAUUUUUCCUGUCUAAAUUUAAGGAGGAGAAUCCCAAACUACUCCCAUGUGUAGUGCAGCAAACACAACAUCUGAAACUCCUGUGAUCUGUUAUUUUGGGGACUAAAUGCUGUUUCAUGCCAGGUAGAUCAGGUGUGUUCUGGAGCUGACUGAAGAAGACUACACCAUGUGGAAGUAUCUGAAGUGGACCUUGGGAGGCUUUGGUUGAGGUGAACCACUACUCUCUCUCUCCUCUUGCUGUGGGAGAUUUCCUUCCCUUGGAGAGGUUAAACUGUAGUUUAACAGUCCACCAUGUCAGCUCCACAUGCACCAGUCCAGCCUCAGGGAGCUUGUCUGCAAUCGUCCCGCCCUUUAUGGUCAUCAGCAUCACUGUUAAGUGCGGAGGCUUCCAGAGAGGGUGCUUCCCUCAGUAUCAGUGCUUUGAAGGACUUUGGUAGCAAGUCUCUAUCAUCAAUGAAAAACUAUACAGAAACAUCAGCGGGAGAAAGAAGAUGAUACUCAGAACCUUCAGGAAUGGGAUGAAGCAAUGGGAAGGGCAUAAGCACAGCAAUCUAAGCCUCAGAGAGCACCGAAGACCAAGUGGAGCCAAAGUCCAAGGGGCAAGGACGACCCAGGACUGAUGACCAGGGAGACAGGCGUCAGGAAUCCACUAUGAGCAACGGACUUGUCGUCAGAGUACACGCUUCAAGAAUAAUUCUGGUAGGGAUGUGUACAAUGUACUGCAGCAUGCUGGGACCAUUUUGGCUUCUGCCAUAUCUCAGAAGACAUAACAGUGGCACAGAGAGGAAGUGAGGGCAGGGUGAAAAGACACCUAGUAAACAGACUCAUUAGAUUAGGACUUUAGGUUAGGUCAGAGGAAAGAGGUGAUGGUGGUGGCGGAGAGGGAAAGGAAGGAUGAGCCCCAGGAGAAAAAUCCAGCAAAACACAGGAGUUAGGAGUUCAGUUGUAGACGUGUUGGGUUUAAUGGUGCCUAAUGGGCAUUCAGGCCAGCAAGGAGCCCUACAGCAACGAGGAGGAGCUGAGCUACUCUUCUAGAAUGAAAUAGAACGAACGGCACCCUUUGGCUUCGGGGAAGUGGAUCCCAUUCUGAAUCUGGCUUCUGUAAGUGACUUUAUAAAUUACAUGGGUGGCCUCAGAUCCCGUCAGUAAGCUCAAAUGAUCGUCAACCUUGAUCAACAGAGUUUGUUCUCCCCAGAGUGGUUUGGUAAAGUGGGUUGUCCUGGGGGUGAGGAGGAAUUUGUUUUCUUUCCGGCAGGCUGCAGCUAGACUGACCCUCCCCUAGGAUAUCCACUCUGCACCUGGAACAGGGCGGAAGCAGGCUUGUGGGGACAGGUAACCCUCAGAGGCGCCAAUCACAGAAGGAGCCUUCCGCCUCUAAACUCUGCCCGUUCCUCUUGGGUAAAAUAGGGUCGUGACAAGGCUACGGCAAUAAAAAUAAGCAAAAUGAGAAUUAAGACUGCAUUAAAAAAAACCUGAUAAGAUGUUCCAGAACAAUUUCUGGAUGGCAAUAGUAUAAAACAAGACUCUAAAAGCUCAAAACCCCUGUGUCGUUGCCCACUCUACUAGAAGAAGGUAGGCUUUUCAGAGUGGGAGCCUUUCUUCGUCAUAAUACAGUUAGCAGACUGAGGAUAAUAUCUAACCUAUUUAAUAGUCAAGGCUAGCCACUGGGGGCUACCUGGAGGUGGGGUGAGGAAGGCAGGAGGAGAAGAGAGAGAAGGGGGUAGAGAACACCAAAAGAACUCUGUCUCAGCUGGAUCGGGAGGAGCCCAGGAACGUGAGCCUCAGAGCCGCAGAAGCCUAAGAGAAGCCCCACCACCAAGGGGACAGGCCCCGGGCGCCACGGCGGCGGUGCCUCAACGGAAGCAGGUCUGCGAGCACCCACGCCCCUCUCCCGGACAGAGCGGCAGCGGGGGUCGCACGGCGGAGCCGCCUCGGAGCGGCCAAAGCGCUUCGACGGCUGCCGUUCCGCGUAAUACCGUCGGAAAGCAGGGAAGGAAACACCUUUGCAGACCUGUGAGUUAGGUAGAAAGGCGUCUUCAUCCCUACCUAACAGACGAGGAAACUGAGGUGCAGAGACUUAAGUUCUCAGCCCAGAGGAACGAAGAUACUGCAAGUAACGUACUACACGAAGCCAAGUACCUGGCGCACUCCUGGUGAGUAAAGAGCUUGCAGUCAAGUUACGUCAGUGUGAAGGGACAUUUCUACAUCCCGGAGACUGAAUUCAUACUGGCUCCUCAGCCUCUGUUUUGGACCGGCCCCCCUUCACUCUAGUCAUGAUUCUUCUAACAUGCAAACGUGCGCCUGCUUGGAAUUCUCCAGUGGGCCCGCUGGUUUCUGUCAACUGCAACCAAGAGCCCUGACUACACGGAUCCACAGAAAGCUGUUAAUCAGGAGAGCACUAUGCGCAGGCUGUCCUACUGAGACUGCAGACAGCAGGUGCCCAGAUUAUGCUCCUGGGUCUACCCAUUCUCCACAUUAAAAUCGGUAAAAUAGUAAUUCCCUGGGGGAAAAAAAUCCACAAAAAGCAAACAAAACUGUACACAAAAAGAAUAAAGGCAAUAGCUGAACACUGAAGUUUCUCUAUAAAACUGCUCCCCGGGAGCUCUAAGUCUCCCCUGAACCAGAGCUGAUGACACUCGUGCACACUUUGAGCUGAACACACGGGACAAAUGACCGUUUUAGGGAAACGACAUAAAAUGACGAUCAUCUUAAUGUGGUUCUAAUUUACAUGUUGAUUGUGUGUGUGUCUGUUUUAUGAAUCACUUUUAAUUCCUGUGCUCAAACAAAAGGAAAAAAAUUACCUUGGUAGAUGCCACAUAAUGGAUCAAUUAAGUUACUCCCCAAAUAAAGUACAUUUUGUUAUAGUAUAAA
Messenger RNA from Equus caballus (horse), 4200 nucleotides. Lineage: Eukaryota; Metazoa; Chordata; Mammalia; Perissodactyla; Equidae. The record is from RefSeq and is a predicted model, not a curated record.